GAUUGCGUCACUGGUGAGCGCCGCGGGUCCGGGCGCGAUGGCGGCGCUGGGCGGGGACGGACUGCGCCUGCUGUCGGUGCCGCGGCCUGAGCGGCAACCGGAGUCGGCAGCUCUGGGCGGUCCGGGCCCCGGGCUGUGCUGCUGGGUGUCCGUGUUCUCCUGCCUCAGCCUCGCCUGCUCCUACGUGGGCAGCCUCUACGUCUGGAAGAGCGAGCUGCCUCGGGACCACCCUGCCGUCAUCAAGCGGCGCUUCACCAGUGUCCUGGUGGUGUCCAGCCUCUCGCCCCUCUGCGUACUACUCUGGAGGGAACUCACAGGCAUCCAGCCAGGCACAUCCCUGCUCAGCCUGAUGGGCUUCAGACUGGAGGGCAUUUUCCCAGCAGCACUGCUGCCCCUGCUGCUGACCAUGAUUCUUUUUCUGGGCCCACUUAUGCAACUCUCUAUGGAUUGCCCCUGUGACCUGGCAGAUGGGUUGAAGGUUGUCUUAGCCCCUCGCUCCUGGGCCCGCUGCCUCACGGACAUGCGUUGGCUGCGGAACCAGGUGAUUGCACCCCUGACAGAGGAGCUGGUGUUCCGGGCCUGCAUGCUGCCCAUGUUAGCACCGUGUACAGGCCUGGGCCCUGCUGUGUUCACCUGCCCACUUUUCUUUGGAGUUGCCCAUUUUCACCACAUUUUUGAGCAGCUUCGUUUCCGCCAGAGCAGUGUGGGGAGCAUCUUCUUGUCUGCCGCGUUCCAGUUCUCCUACACAGCUGUCUUCGGUGCCUACACUGCUUUCCUCUUCAUCCGCACAGGACACCUGAUUGGGCCAGUUCUCUGCCACUCCUUCUGCAAUUAUAUGGGCUUUCCUGCUGUGUGCGCAGCCCUGGAGCAUCCACAGAGGCGGCCCCUGCUGGCUGGCUAUGCCUUGGGUGUAGGACUCUUCCUGCUUCUGCUCCAGCCCCUCACGGACCCCAAGCUCUACGGCAGUCUUCCCCUUUGUGUGCUUUUGGAGCGGGCAGGGGACUCAGAGGCUCCCCUGUGCUCCUGACGCAUGCUUCUUUACACACUUGUGUGAACUCUCAUGGGGCUCCCCAGCCCCUCCCCGUCCAGGGGUACUGCAGGGGAGGAGUUGGCCAGGGUCCCCGAGAUCUCAGGAAUUUUUGUAGGGGAUUGAAGCCAGAGCUAGUUGAAUCCCAGGGACCAAGAGAAAGGAGCAGCUACCCAAGGGUGCGGCCCCUCUCUAGAGGGGGUUGAGGAGCAGCGGGGAGUGAGGGGACAAGGAGCAGGUCCCAGGAGCCAUGCACUCCCUUCCUCAUUUUGGACUACUGCUUCUCUGAGCUCCUCUGCCCCUGAAAAGCUGCUGGGGGUGGGAUUUACAGAACCCCUGCCCUCAACUUCCCAGGGUUUUCUCAUUGUCUUUUUGCAUCAGGACUUUGUAUUGGGAUAUUAAAGAGAUUUAACUUGGGUAACAUGG
Messenger RNA from Pteropus alecto (black flying fox), 1453 nucleotides. RefSeq names its product Ras converting CAAX endopeptidase 1 (gene RCE1). Gene Ontology annotation, biological process: CAAX-box protein processing. Gene Ontology annotation, cellular component: endoplasmic reticulum membrane. The transcript is spliced from 8 exons. The record is from RefSeq and is a predicted model, not a curated record. Gene Ontology annotation, molecular function: metalloendopeptidase activity. Bases 38 to 1027 code for a protein of 329 amino acids. NCBI's taxonomy places the organism in Eukaryota, Metazoa, Chordata, Mammalia, Chiroptera, Pteropodidae.